GGAAGGAGUAACACCGAAGUUGAGGAAGGAAGAAAGAAAGCCUUAUGAGAAAAGACUGCAGGAGGACAGCCUGAGAUCGCAACUGGAUGCCACAUCAUGUUGCUGAGGACAGCUGCCAUUGCACUGCUGCUUUGCGUGCAGUCUCUGCAUGGCUCCGCUCUCCCUGCCGUGUCGUCCUAUGAGUUCACUGCCUAUAGGAUGCAACAGUACAACCUGGGACAGCAUAAGUAUGGCUGUCGUGGAGCCAUUGUUGUUGCAGAGGCACGCUCAGCAGAAGAGCCGUCGCUAACCCGCCGCUGUGUGAUAAUGAAGGUGGAAGACUUCACUACAGAAAAAUACUCCGAGGCCCAGAGACAAAAUGCAGCUGCCAUCCUGAUCCUGCUGCCCCAAAAUAUCUCCAGUAUCCCUCACAAUGCAGUAGAGUCCUUUAUGGUGAGUGAAAGCGAGACCUUGCAGAAGGAGACUCUCAUGCCAGUGUAUGUGGCACCUGAGGAUGAACAGCUGCUCUACAUGUAUGAGGAGGUUAAACAGGCUGCAGCCACCCGGACAUCAUCCAUUUUUGUCAGAGUCCUCCGCAGUAUGGUCACGGCUACAGCUUUUCAGAUUUUAGUGAUCAACAAUGCCCCAAUUAAGGCCACCACUGACAAUGCUAUAAUCACACUGGAGGGAGUUCUUCUAGGAGCAGUAGAGGAUGCACCCACUAUAGUCAUCGCAGCCCACUAUGACUCUUAUGGGCUUGCCCCUUGGUUGUCUUAUGGAGCAGACUCAAACGCCGGUGGUGUCACAAUCCUAAUUGAGUUGGCCCGUCUCUUCCAAAAACUCUACAGUAGUCCCAGAACCAGACCACAAUUUAAUUUAAUGUUCUCCUUGACCGGAGGAGGAAAAUACAAUUUCCUUGGAACAAAGAGGUGGAUUGAAGAGAAUUUAGACCACGCUGAGUCCAGCCUUCUCCAUGACAAUGUGGCAUUGGUCCUGUGCUUGGAUACACUAGCCAAUGGCGAUGAGCUGUACAUGCACGUCUCCCGCCCUCCUAAACCUGACACGCCAAUGCAGUCUUUCAUUCAACAACUGGAGGAGGUGGUUUCCUCCAGAUUUCCCUGGGUGAAGGUGGGGUUGGUUCAUAAAAAGAUCAAUCUUGUGGAGUCUACUGUAGCCUGGGAGCAUGAGCGCUACAGCCUACGCAGGAUCCUGGGCUUCACUCUGUCUCAUCUGGAAGAUCCUAAAUCUGAACUUCGUGGCUCUAUACUAGACACCAUGUCAAAAGUGGAUUUCCGGAAACUUAAACGUAAUGGCAUCAUCAUAGCAGAAGCGCUGGCCCGCUACAUGUACAAUCUCUCUGACAAGGGUUCACCGAAGGAUGUGCAAGUUUUCAAGGGCCAGCUGGACAUUCAGGACAGUCGUAUCUCCAGUUUGAUGUCCUUCCUGACAUCAGUCCCUCGGGCUACUCAGCUGCUGGAUAAGGAACCCAGUCAUAUCUUGCUGGUCAACUCACUGGAGCACGAAUUCAAGCGCUAUCUGCAGCAAGUCCACAGACACACCUUCCGACAGGACAAGAGGGAUCCUGAUAUUACCUUCUUUGAUCAAAUGAGCCAACCAAUAGUCAUGUACAGAGUGAAGCCUGCAGCCUUUGAUCUGUUCCUGGGAGGCUGCAUUGCUGCUUACCUGGGUAUUGUUUACUAUGCAAUCCAGAAUUUCGGUUUUCUCUACACAAAACUAAAAGCAGCAGUUAAAACGAAGCACCACUGAAUCCACUACGACUACGACCACCGACUCCAUGACAAGCCCUUUGAAGUCAGCUCUGCACAUGUUGGACAUUUGCCGGCUGUGCAGCAGGAAGCCUCUUUGCAUGAUCAUAUGCAUCUCAUAUAAAGCG
Molecule: messenger RNA, 1873 nt
Organism: Oreochromis aureus
Lineage: Eukaryota; Metazoa; Chordata; Actinopteri; Cichliformes; Cichlidae
Exons: 16
Coding region: 97-1746 (549 amino acids)
Biological process (GO): regulation of signal transduction
Cellular component (GO): endoplasmic reticulum membrane
Source: RefSeq, a predicted model, not a curated record